GGCAUCAGCGCGGCGACUGGCGAGCCGUUUGAUCCGCCCGUCGCCUUCCGCGCCGAGGCACGGCCGCGAGCAAACGUCACGGAGAAGCAGACGGUGCUGACCGGCAAAUGUGCGUCUUGCCCAGCUGUGCAAUGGCGCAGCGCAACGGGCGAUUCUCACAGUCUGCGCAGGAUCUUCUGGUUCAAGCACGCCCAGCGGUGCCACAAGGGCCGGCCUCGCAUCGAGGGCGCCGGCUCGCCGUUCGUGCAGGACGCAGUG
Messenger RNA from Tilletiopsis washingtonensis, 258 nucleotides. RefSeq lists its product as hypothetical. NCBI's taxonomy places the organism in Eukaryota, Fungi, Basidiomycota, Exobasidiomycetes, Entylomatales. The transcript has 2 exons. The annotation marks the transcript as partial. The record is from RefSeq and is a predicted model, not a curated record.